Messenger RNA from Sphaerodactylus townsendi, 2788 nucleotides. It is a transcript of the gene STKLD1, whose product is annotated as serine/threonine kinase like domain containing 1. The transcript is spliced from 19 exons. Lineage: Eukaryota; Metazoa; Chordata; Lepidosauria; Squamata; Sphaerodactylidae. Gene Ontology annotation, molecular function: protein serine/threonine kinase activity; ATP binding. Gene Ontology annotation, biological process: protein phosphorylation. Bases 34 to 1836 code for a protein of 600 amino acids. The record is from RefSeq and is a predicted model, not a curated record.
GGGAAUGGCCCCCCUGGGGAGGUGCUGAAUGGGAUGAGUCCUGGGGCUCUUGGAACGAUGCUAUUGGUGGAAUCAAAAACAGAGCAAGAAAAAAGUGGUGCCAGAAAGAAGUACGUUCUGAAAAAGGUUGAAUGUGCUGAUGAAAACCAAGCAAACCAGGCCCUCAGAGAGGCCAUGGUAUUGCUGAAAGUGAAGCAUCAAAAUAUUUGUGCCUACAAAGAAUUAUUUAUUGUCUGGGACAACAGUAUUUCAUCUGUCUUCCUGUGUUUGGUGAUGCAUCACUCAGAUGGAGGGGAUCUUGCAGCUCUGAUCGGGGCAAAAAGGCAGAGCCAUGACAAAAUUCAAGACUGGAUGAUCCAGAUAUUUCUUGGGCAGAUGGUGAAUGUUUUGGUUUACCUCCAUCAGCAAAACAUUUUUCAUAGAAACCUCAAACCAUCCAACAUCCUUUUAGCCGGUGAAACCUCCUUCAUGCUUUGUGAUUUCAGCCCUGAAACCCUCAUGACUGAUGAAAUGAAAUGGAAGAUAAGAGUGGAAGAAGCACCUGAUCAGAAGUCCUGGAUGGCUCCGGAAGCACUCAAGUUUUCCUUCAGUGACAAAUCUGAUAUCUGGUCUCUUGGGUGUAUUCUGCUUGAUAUGCUUAACUGCCAUUAUUUGCAUGCAGAGGAGACCAUUUCAUUAUUGGGCAGAAUUAAGGAAAACAGUGUUAGUCUUGAGAACGCCCUAACGUAUAUGAGGCAGGAGGGAACACCCCUAUCUGCUAUUUUGCUUCUUAUGCUUCAGAUCCAGCCAGCAGAGAGGCCCACAGCCCAGGAACUUGUUAUUAAUCCAUUUGUUAAAGAAUGUUUGAUUCUAGCUCAGUCUCCCCUAAUUAAAGUGAAGAAGUCUCUUCCCCCAGGAAUAAUCCCGGUAAUCUGUGAAAGCGGAAUCGGUACUGUUCUAGAAUUUAUGCUGAGUUACCCAGACAUAGAGGAAGCUCAAGAAAAGGGUAUUGAGCGUCUUAAUACACUCUUGAAAGAUGCUAAAGCUGUGGGGAAGAACCUGGAUCUGGAAAUGCUGGCCAGCAGAAACACAGUUCAUUGCCUGAUAAACUCUAUGAAGGUGUAUUCUAACAAUGAAGGGCUGCUGUGGAGGAUCUGCACAUUAUUCAUGAUGAUGUCAAGUUCUGACGAGGUUGCAAAAAUGCUGAGAAAAGAUGGCCUCUUCUCAGAGGUUCUGACCAUUCUGAGCAAUUGUGCUCACAACGAAGAUAUCUGUCUUGCUUGCUGUGGAGUAAUCUGGAGUCUGGUAGCAAACGUCACUGAUGUGUCUGAAAUCCCACUGAAAUGUGCUAUUGAGAUUGUCUCUGCAGUCCUCCACAUGCAUCUUCAGCAUGGAAAAGUGGCGGAAUCCGCAUGCUGUGCUUUCUGGGCCCUGGCCCUUCAUGAUUGUGUUGAUGAAGCUAAUUAUGAACCCUAUUCCUUGCUCCUGCUGAACGCUCUGCGGCUGCACCCAGAAAGGCCAGUGCUGGCGAAGAACGCGUGUCUGGCUUUGGCGAGUUUGUUGAGGACAUCUGAACUGUCCGGUUUCCGAUUCAUUGUCACCGAUGAGAAGGGCAGUGGCAUGACUGUGCUGAAGGAGCUCUAUCAGCUGCACCGGGAGGACCCUGAAGUGGUAGAAGACAUUUGUGUGCUGAUUGACGAGAUGUUCAACUACGAUGAAAUUGUGGUGGAUAUGGUUUCUCAGAACAUUACAGAGAUUCUGACAGAAAUGAAGAACAGGUUUACAUCCAGUUUGGAGAUUGUUACCCUGGUAGACAAGGCCCUAUUCAAACUGCAAGGAAAAGGUUACCUCUCCUGAAAUGUGACGUUUGACAGAGCAAAAGGUUUCUGCAUUGUGUUCCUUUUGUCAGCAACAUCAAGAUGAGCAGCAACAAGAUUCUAAGGGAUUUCCAGUUCUGAGGAAUUUUGAUUUCUAUUUAUGUGUGUCAUACAAUGUUUCAAACUGUUGUCCAGUUAAUAAACGUGUAGCCAGUCUAGCAAGCCCAUGCGGUCUGUGGGUCAGGUGAUAAAGGGGUGGCUUUAGUUCAGAAGCUGGUGCUCCAAAGAGAUACUGAGGCUCAUGCAAAGGACUUGAAUUAGUCCAGUGAGAUUUUGGGCUUCUCUUUGAACCACUUACUCUGGGCCACAAUACAAGUGAACACUUGCAGUUUUUAAAAAGCUGCAACAAUCGGGACAAAACCCAGACUCCGUCACUUGUAUUGUGGUCCUCAUAUGCUGUAUCCAACUGCUUUUGAGCUUCUUGUCAAUUUCAGACAUGCACAUGGGCAGCAAGUGAGGCCAGCCCACCGCUUCACUUGAUCAUCUGAUGCCAGAGGACAAUAUAUUGUGCCGAAGCUGCUCCUCACCUUUCAGAAGAUUCACCAACAGCAGCUGGUAACUUGCCUCACUGGCCAAUAUCAGCAGGCUGAAGUGUACUGACAUCCCAGCAGGCUCCCUUUUAGGGGAAUGAGGUGUCUGAUCUGCACAGACUGAAGUAGCAAUGAUCCACAAAUGCUCCAAAGGGGAACUGAAUGCAACAGCAUGAACACACAAGGGCCAGCUGAAAGGCAUAGCACUGUAGGCAAAGGUAAGGCAUCGCUGCUCCGGGGUUGGCACAGCAGAGCAAGAGAUAAAUCAGGGCUCGAUGUGAGCAGCCAGUGAUCCUCUCCCCAGCCAGCUUAUUAGGUUUGUAGUGUCCUUAGGGAUGCAACCAUUACAUUGGAAGCUAACCAAUUCAGUCGUUUUUACAGAUGUAUGAGUAAUUGAAGAAC